Molecule: messenger RNA, 2026 nt
Organism: Diabrotica virgifera virgifera (western corn rootworm)
Lineage: Eukaryota; Metazoa; Arthropoda; Insecta; Coleoptera; Chrysomelidae
Product: hexosaminidase D-like
Exons: 9
Coding region: 372-1844 (490 amino acids)
Biological process (GO): carbohydrate metabolic process
Molecular function (GO): hexosaminidase activity
Source: RefSeq, a predicted model, not a curated record
AAGAUACGAUGAUAACUCCACUUCUACUUAUAUAUACCUUAUCUAUGGAUAACUCAAUGCGUUGAAUAAAAAUUGUAUUUUAUCAAUCACCGCUAAAAGUUUGUUUUGUCAAGGAAAACGUCCGUAAUUUUGUAAAACAAAUUGCAUACACUCGGGCUAAUUUAUUCAAUCAAAAAUCAAAACAUAACCUAUCAUUUUAUCGCAAACUUAUUUGUUUGUAUCAAGUUUGUAGUUUGUAUACAGAUUUUCUUUCCUAAUAUCAAAUAUCACCAAAGCCGCAUCGCAUAAUAUAAUAAUUGUAACAGAAAUUACAAAAAAUAUACAACGAAUAGAUUCAGCGUAUAAUAACAGAAGAACUGAUAUAUUUAAUUAUGGAGCAGAAUAUUUUGGUUCAUCUGGAUUUAAAGGGAGCCCCCCCAAAACCAGCAUAUUUAGCAAAGUUCUUUUCGUUUGUAAAAUCCCUUGGUGCUACAGGUAUUCUUUUAGAAUGGGAGGAUACUUUCCCAUACACAGAUGAUAUUAGAUUGUUGGGAAGUCUUGGGGAUUCUAGUGCCAGUAAGGGACAUUACACAAAUGAAGAAGCUUUAGAAAUAUUAAGAUUAGCCAGCCAAUCAAAUUUAACUGUGAUACCUUUAGUACAAACAAUAGGUCAUAUGGAAUUUGUUCUGAAAUAUAGUAAAUUUAAUCACUUAAGAGAAACAAAAGAUUGUCCAAAUUGUUUAUGCCCUACUGCAGAUGGCAGUUUGGAUCUGGUCAAAUGUUUAGUGAAUCAAAUCAUAUCUUUUCAUGAACACUGUGAAUAUAUCCACAUCGGUGCUGAUGAAGUUUGGCAUAUGGGGGUUUGUGAAAAAUGUGUUCAACUAGAUUCACAGCGACUCCGUUCCUUGUGGUUAGAUCAUGUGAUCACACUAGCACUUUAUAUAAAAAGUACUUAUCCAAGUAAGAAGAUAAUCGUAUGGGACGACAUGCUAAGAAAUAUCGAUGAAGACCUUCUUAAGCAAUCAAAUAUUGGAAAUCUCGUGGAGCCAAUGGUAUGGUACUACCAAAAAGAAGACGCUUUCUUUAAUCAAAAUCUUUGGGACAAAUAUUGCACCGUAUUUCCUAACAUAUGGGCUGCUUCUGCUUUUAAGGGAGCAACAAGUAGCUGUCAAAUAAUACCUACAGUUGCCCAUCAUAUACAAAAUCAAGAUUGCUGGAUUCGAGGCUUGUCAAGCUAUACUGAGAAAAUAAACAACUUAAGAGGAAUAGUACUAACGGGUUGGUCGAGAUUUGACCACUAUGCGACGUUAUGUGAGUUGCUCCCAUGUGGAAUUCCGUCUUUAUUCUUUAGUUUAAUGACGCUACGUCAUGGAGAGUAUUCACCGGAAGCUUGCGAGACAGAGGCUUUACGUGUAAAUUGUUCAUUUCCAUUCAAUAAUAUGACAAACAGACCUCCAAUUUUUCCUGGUAGUGAAGUAUACGUCGCCAUGGAAUGGUUAGCAAGUUUUAUAAGAAAAUAUAAAAUGGAAGUUAAUGAUGACAGAUUUAAUACUUGGUUCAAUCCAUGGCAAAUUAAAACAAGGCAUGUGCAUCGAGGACAUAUCUUGGGAACCCAUGCAAAUUUAGAAGCAUUAUUAGGUGAACUGGAAAUAGUAGAAAAACGUUUUGAUGAAUGCAUUGUUGAUAUUUUGUAUAACCAUACCAUAGAGGAAUUAAAAGGCACUUUAAUAGAUCCUAUCAAACAACAUAUAAACAAAAUGUUGCAAGAUUCUAAAUCACUAAUAGAUCCUGGUAACUCAUCGAAACCUCAAGCAUGUAAAAGGAGUUGGCUCCAGGCGGGAAUGAGUGUUGAAGAAAACUCUUAAUAACUUCGACAAAUAAAGAAGAUUGAAAUUUUUACGACAGUUCAUUGAAAUUGAAAUACAUAGUCACACAAAACAAAUCAAUUUUUAGAACUAAAAAUAUGAAAACCAAAUGUUUUAAUAGUAUGAUUCCUAUUUAUAAAGUAUAAUUAAGAUAUGUUUUAAUUUUGUAUUCCAUUUUUAAA